Sclerotinia borealis F-4128 is the source of this 1785-nucleotide messenger RNA. The record is from the annotation of a GenBank genome assembly. Lineage: Eukaryota; Fungi; Ascomycota; Leotiomycetes; Helotiales; Sclerotiniaceae.
AUGAUUUCUGGUCUAUUUGGUGUCCUACGCCAAAAACUACGAAAUCCACAUUUUGAAGCAAAAGGCACAGCGAAUGUUCAUGGGAAGGAUAAUUGGUUAGAUAAUGACGAUAUCAGACCUUUGAAAUUGGCGGAUCGCACUUGGAAUGUUUGGACUUAUCUUACAUUUUGGUUCUCUGCAACUUCCACGGUUUCAACAUGGUAUGCGGCAUCGAGUGCGCAGGCUUUGGGCUUGAGUAUGUGGGAAUCGGUUCUGUGUGCUUUUGGUGGUCAAUGUUUGAUUGCUAUUGUGAUUGUGUUCAAUGGUAGAUCGGGGGCUGUAUAUCACAUUGGCUAUCCUAUACUCAACAGAGCUGCGUUUGGUGUCUUCGGAGCAUGGUGGCCUACAUUCAAUCGUGCUGUGAUGGCUAUUGUUUGGAAUGGUGUCAAUGCAGUCCAAGGAGGUGAAUGUAUUUAUGUCAUGCUUCAUACACUCAGUCCACAUGUUGCCGAUUUCAAGAAUGUUAUGGGUGAAGGUUCCGCUCUCGAUUCUGGUGGUAUGCUUGGACUUGGAAUCUUUUGGAUUCUAACUUGUUGUUUUCUCAUUAUCCCUGUCCCAAAGAUGAAAGGUCUUGUAUACGCCAAACUUAUCGUCUUUAUCAUUUCCGCCAUCGCUAUGUGUGCCUGGACUUUGACUAUGGCUGGUGGCAUUGGACCAGUUGCUCGUCAACCAGGUACAGUCAAGGGCACCAAACGAACAUGGCUUCUCGUACGAUUUGUACUUCUUGGUGCUGCUAAUUGUGCAACAUUUGCUUCCAAUGCAGCCGAUUUUCAACGCUAUGCCCACAAACCAAAAGAUGUUAUUUGGGGAAACUUGGUCGGAUUUCCCAUCUCUAAUUUAAUCGUAGCAAUUAUCGGUAAUCUAGUAAGCUCCUCAAGUCAAGUUCUCUUUGGUGAGAUUAUUUGGUCCCCCCUCACCUACCUCGAUCGAAUCCUCGAACGAACAUACGACGCCCCAACUCGAGCUGGAUGUUUUUUCAUCGCCGGCUGCUUCGCUUAUUCCGCAAUCUUUUCUUCAAUUUUCGAAAACUCUAUUCCGGCUGGAAACGAUAUCGCUGCGCUCUUCCCAAAAUACAUAUCCAUUCGCACCGGAUUCUUCAUCUGUGCGGUACUCAGCAUCGCAAUCCAACCCUGGUACCUCCUCAAAUCCGCCAGCAUCUUCAUUUCCUUUCUCGCCUCCUAUCAAAUCUUCCUCUCAGCCAUUACCGGUGUGCUUCUCUGCCAUUAUUUCAUCAUCGCCCGUGGAUUCCUCAAGAUCCCAGAUCUCUAUACCUCGGAUAAAAAAGCCGCAUAUCAUUAUACCGGUGGCUGGAAUUGGCGCGCCUAUGCGGCGUAUGUGAUUGGUAUUGUGCCGAAUUUUUGGGGCUUUUUGAAUAAUAUGGGGGUCCGGGCACCAAUAGGAAUUACGAGGGCAUAUUAUUUUGCAUAUCCGAUAGGACUUUUUGUGAGUUUUAUGGUUUAUUGGGGGGUGUGUUGGAAGUGGCCGGUGAAGGUUCAGUAUUCGUUGGGAGAGUGGAUGGAGGUAAAGGAUUAUGUGAGGGAGGAGGAGAGGGGAGAGAGAGUGGGAAGCGGAUGGGGGAGUAUGGUUAGUGGAGAAGAAGAGGGGCAGGCGGAGGCGGAGGCGGAAUUGGUGGGUGAGAAGGGUGAGGUCGAAGAUGAGAAGAAUGAUUUGGAUGUGCCACCUGGAGGAGAAGAGGAAGCUGGUGUAAGAAAUCGUGGAUCAGAGACAACGGUUGUAGCGAGGUAG